CCUCCGUCUUUUCUCCUAAAGCCCGCGAGGAGGGAGGAAUGCCGUGUCCCCAGGGAGUCCUCAUGAAUUCCUUUUUGGACCAUGUCCAUGAUCCUUUUUGCCUGUGUGGUACGGGUGAGAGAUGGAUUGCCCCUCUCUGCCUCCACAGAUUUUCACCAUAACCAGGACUUUUUGGAAUGCAGAAAGCGGCUAAAAACGUUGUCCUUAAUUUUGACACAGUUUCCAGGUAGAGGUACCGCAGAAGGACAUGACCUCAGUAUACACUUUGACUCUUCUGGAGCCAUAGCCUGCAUGGGGAUCUGCUCCCGCAGUUAUCCUGUGGCCAUGGCCUUCUGCUUUCUAGAGGCUCUUCGGUGGGAGUUCACAACUUCCUAUGACAACACCAGCAUAGGCUUGGCUUCCAGACCAUAUGCCUUUCUCAAAUUUGACAGUGUCAUUCAGAAAGUGAAGUGGCAUUUUAACUAUGCAAGCUCUUCUCAGCUGAAGAACCACUUGGAAAAGAUUCAGGAAGAGCUCGUGCUCCAGCCUCCAUUGGUCCUGAGACUAGAGGACACAGAAGUGAUGAAUGGGCUGACAAAUAGUCACUCUCCGGUGCAGGUUGAAUAUGCUCCAAAUUACCGGAUGAAGCCAGUGACAGCUCUGGGGAUUUUGUCUCUUAUUCUGAACAUCAUGUGUGCUGCUUUGAACCUUAUUCGAGGAAUUCAUCUAGCAGAGCAUUCCUUUCAGGAUGAUCCUGAGACAAUUGGGAGCAUAAUGGCGUUUCUUAUCCCUUUUGUAGCCUGCAUUUUUCAGUGUUAUCUGUACCUGUUCUACAGUUCCACAAGGCUCCUGAAGGUGGCCGUCAUCCUCUUCUUCAUUUGUCUGUGCAAUAUUUACCUGCAUGGACUAAGGAACCUCUGGCAAAUACUCUUCCACAUAGGAGUGGCUUUUCUGUCUUCCUAUCAGAUACUGACGAGACAACUUCGAGACAAAGUGCUUGAUGGUGGCGUUUGAGACCUUGGGGCACCAAGGCUUGGAAGGGCUGCUCUCCUUCCUUCCUCGGUGAGGGGGAAGGGCAGGGGAAUGCACAACUUUUCCUGCGGAAAGAGGGUUACAGCCGCUUAUCUGUUUGGCCUUUCCCCUUUCAGUUUUGGGUCUUGUGGGUACGUGUCCUACUAAACUGGACAGAAGAACUGAAGGUCCGGACUUCAUCAUAAUAGAUGUAGUGGAAAGGAAGAAGAGAACUUCUGUGUACCCCACACAUGGAUACAGAGCGGAGGGAAGGCUCUCCCAUUCAGUUUAUCAUCUUAUUUGUAAUAGUAACAAUGACUUACAUUUCUGUAGUGCUUGAAGGUUUACAAGGCCCUUCCCUCCCAGUGAGGGGGUAGUGCAAGGAUUAUUAUCCUGAUUUACAAAUCAUAGGAUUAUAGAUUGAGAUUUGGUGCCAUCGUGUCCAACCCCUUCAUUUUACAGAUAAGGAAGCUGAUGCCCAGAGGUGAAGUGAUUGGCCCAGGGUCACACAGCUAGGAAGCAUUGGGACCUGGAUAUGAACCCGGGUCUGCAGACUCCAAGCCUCACUUGUUGAGCAGGAACGCAUUUCUAAAAUAUUAUCCAGUAACAGAAAUGGAACUGCUUUGGAUUGGAAUAAUCGAAUCAGGAACGGAAAGAGUGUUUUUCCUUGUUGUUGCUGUGCUAUGCAGUCGUCUGGUAGAGGUAGAGUUACUGCUUUUGGAGAUUAGGUGUUUGCCUCAGAAGAGCUACUUAUUUCUUAUUUAUACUUGUUAAUUUCUUAAUUCUCUUGAAUUAGCCAGAAUAUGAUGGCAGACAUUUUUAAAAGGGACCAUAGAUAAUUUAAAAAGUAUUUCCUUAAAAUAAUCACCAGAAUAAAUUGUGAAAUUGGGCUCUAACUGCGGUCUAAAAAACACAAGCGAAUUAGAUUUUCUGGAAAUCUAAAGUUUCCAGUGCUGAUUAGUAUGGUAUAGCCCAAAUUCACUUUUAAUGUCCAUGAGCUUUCCUAGUGUUUAGGGCUAUUGAUUUUAUUUUUUUAAACAUUUUUAUCUACCUGAUGGUGAGAAAAUUAGUUAAAAAAGUUUCAGGUAAGCAAAUACAUAUUGGCAGCUAUUUGUACUAUAUACAAGGCUAAUCUGUGACCUAAUAAUUUUUUAAAUUCACUAAUAUUGCAUAUGUUAGGCACAUUUAGAUGGAUAGAUCUAAAUGAUUGGAAAAGCAUUUAUUAAGCACUUAUUAAUGUGCCAGGCACUAUGCUAAGCACUAGGGUAUGAUAGUUCAGGAAUUGCUUGCUGGAUAUGAUCUCUAGUUGGCCAGUAACUGGAUUAGAUAAAUUACGUUGACUCAGGAGUAUUGUAUAAUAUUGAUUGAGAAAAGAUGCAAUAGAAAAGAAAAAUGAAAAGAGAUGAAUUAAAAUCAGAUAGGUACAGAACAGUUGGUAAAACUUUGUGUAUCUGAAAUCUAACUGUAACAACAAAUAAAUGGUGUAAGAA
Trichosurus vulpecula (common brushtail) is the source of this 2480-nucleotide messenger RNA. RefSeq names its product SEC22 homolog C, vesicle trafficking protein (gene SEC22C). The coding region runs from base 82 to 993 and encodes 303 amino acids. The record is from RefSeq and is a predicted model, not a curated record. NCBI's taxonomy places the organism in Eukaryota, Metazoa, Chordata, Mammalia, Diprotodontia, Phalangeridae. The transcript is spliced from 7 exons. Gene Ontology annotation, biological process: endoplasmic reticulum to Golgi vesicle-mediated transport.